This is a messenger RNA of Bactrocera dorsalis (oriental fruit fly), 2406 nucleotides long. RefSeq names its product pickpocket protein 11 (gene ppk31). Bases 569 to 1825 code for a protein of 418 amino acids. The transcript has 8 exons. The record is from RefSeq and is a predicted model, not a curated record. Gene Ontology annotation, cellular component: membrane. Gene Ontology annotation, biological process: sodium ion transmembrane transport. Gene Ontology annotation, molecular function: ligand-gated sodium channel activity. Lineage: Eukaryota; Metazoa; Arthropoda; Insecta; Diptera; Tephritidae.
UUUUUUUUGAGUAUUAAAAUUUGGUAACCUUGUAUUUGUUGUAUUCGACUUUGAGUUGUCAUUUCUUAGUCUGUAUUUAAUCAUCUCUCCUCUGAAUUUAAAUGUUUUUUUUUUUUAUUUUUAAUUUUCUGACCACGUUUAAAUAUACUAGCCUAAUUCUGGUAGGUAGUAUAUUUUCAAUUGUAAAAUCCUUGAUUCGUUUCGGUGAAUAUUCUAAAGCCACUGAAACCCAAACACAUUUUCGACCUGGAAAGUCACCUUUAACACACAACAAUAACAAUAAUAAUAUGGGUCAAUAAAUCAGUUCACUCCCAGAUCGUUAUCAAAUGCUUUCAAUCGAAGUCGAACAAAAGAUGAUGGACAAACAAAAAAACAAAAGGAUAUGAAAACAAAGACUUUUAUAUGAAUGAAAUACCAAAAAUGUGCUGAAAUAUUUGUCACUUUACAGUUACACAUAUGUAUGUAGAAAUAUAUGUAUGUAUAUUCAUAUAAGCAGCACGAAAUGUUUUAGACAUAUUUGAAUCGUGUCAUCCACACUGAGUCCUGCUGGCAGUUAUUAUGAUUGAUAAUGGCGACUUCGCUGCGUUUAAUCCUAAAAUAUUCAUUUCUGCUGGUGUCUUCUUACUACACCCUGCCGUUUCUGGUGAAACUCUGUGUGGGGCUUCUUAAUAAUUUUUUCGCCUCAUCCGUAUCCUUCAAUAUGGAUACACUUUUCAUCAACUGGAACACCUCUUUUCCGGCCAUAACCGUUUGUGAGAUCUACAAUGGCGAGAAGAUUUGGGACAUGAGCGAGGAAUAUUUCGGCGCGAACCACGACCUGCAAUUGGACGAUUUUGUCGGUGAAGUGGUCUUUUUCCGUGGCACCUGUACCACAUGCGAUAGAUGCGAUUAUUUGAACUGCCCACAGAAUAUCACCGAGCUCUUGACACGGUUUCGCGGUAAAUGCGCACAGUUGUUGCUCAAUUGUAAAUACAUAAACAAACCCUUCAAUUGCUGCGACGAAUUUUUGCCGAUUCACACCGAAUAUGGCAUUUGCUUUGCGUUCAACUCGAAUCAGGCACGUAAAAGCGCACAAAUGCAUUUCGCCAGUAGUCGUGAAACCGGUCCUGGCAUAUUGAAAUUUGACGCCUCUGCCGACAUUCAGCUUCAUAUACAUCCACCCAUCGACAUUCCACUGCCCUACUUUGAGAGUACGAUUCGUGAAACUGUGUUGCUUGGCAGCACCAAAGAGAUCGUCAUCAAUGUCAUGGAGGUGUAUAACCAUCCCAGCAUGUAUCAACUCACGCUGGAUCAGCGCCGGUGCCGCUUCAGCAACGAACCCACAGAUUGGGGACUUGAAGUGGGCCUUUAUGAGUUCUAUAGCUAUUCCACUUGUAUUGUAGAGUGCGGUCUGAAAGCGCAGCUGGAACAUUGCAAUUGCAGCAGCCAUUUUCUAGCACCCGCAAUGAAACCGCAAAGUGGAUCUGUGCCCAUGUGUGAUUAUCGCGGCUUGAGUUGUCUCACAAAAUAUUAUGAGGACAUACAACUGGAGCGCAAAUCGUGCGAUUGUAUGAGUUCAUGCGAAGAACCUGAAUACACUAUCGUUUACAGUUCGCCGGAUGUUGACAGUGAAAGUAGCAUGGAGGUGACACAGGUGCAUAUCGCACUCGUUGAUCUACCAACGCAGCGUUAUAUUCGACGGGUCACCAAGACACCACUUGACUUGUUAAUUUUAAUUGGUGGCAUAGCUGGACUUUUCUUUAAUGCCUCCAUUGUGCGACUCAUUGAAGUAAUAUUCUUAAUCAAAGAGUACAACUGGAAUAGUUUAUGGAGCAGGAACAAAUAGGAGUGUAAUUAUGCAUAAAAAAAUUUCACAGCAAUAUGCUAAUUAAAUAAAUAUUUUUUUUGAGUAUUAUAAUUGCUUAUUUCACAACACUAUUUAUUUUAGAAGUUAGGUGCAUAACAAAGUAUGUAUAUACAAAACUACCAUAAUUCUAUGUGCAUGGAUUAAUAUCCUCAAGGGGCACACCUUGUGAGAUAGCCUACAAACGGACGAUUUUUGAAAAUUUAAAAAUUGCCCCUGGCCAAUCGCUGCAGCAAAUUUGUGCUGUUACGAGAAAAACGCGUUUAAAAAUAAGCUGAUGGAGCGUUUACAUUUUCGAAGAUUGAAACACUAUUUCAGAUAUCGAUUUGCGUUAGCAUGUUAUUUAUAAAAAUUCACCAAAUAAUACAUCAAGUUAUUUAUAUGUACGUUAUGAAAUAUAUUUUUAUUGAGCUUUAAAUUAUGGCUUCUAUAUAAUUGAUUGAUUACAACCCUUCUGAGAUUGGUUUCACCCACAAUCCUGUGCGAAUAUCUUUGAAUACAUAUGUAUGUAUAUUGUCUUUAAACGUUUUAUUUCAAGGAUGAAUAAUAAAAACUGAAUAUAU